UGGUGUUAUCGGCAGCGGCCAUUGUGAACGCGUGGGACGAUUAAUGACUCAGAAUUAAUGAAAACGCGCAAAAUAAUCCAGCAGGACUGUUUAUCUCCGACACACGGCGGCGGCCAUUCUACUGAAAGGACCUCAGUCUUGUCCGAGCAGAGCCAGAGUGCCAGUAAACGACCGUGCCGAAGCAAAAAAUAAACUACAUCCUCCUGAGUAAUAUGAGUAAUAUUGUAAUUAAUCGGUUAAUGUGUUAUGGCCAAAAUCUCCUCGGCUAAAGUUUCAUAAACAGUAGCGCAUAUCGUGGGCGAGCGAUCAGGCAGGAAUGUGAACAGCUAUGUAGUAAUGGGGAGUCGAAUCCAGAAGAAUCGGUUCUUCGAUUCCAACACGCCUGGGAGAUGGAGUCGAUUCUCGGCCAACGACUCCAAGAGUCGAAAUGCUUGAAGUCUCCUCCUCGCAAUAAACAUAGACUACAAACAGAACAAGGAACAAAAAGGAGGAAAAGAGGGUGAAGCUGAGACUCGCUCCUUAUUUACCAAUUUAUUCAAAUUACCAUUCCACCUUAAAUGGCACUGCAGGUACAUCCAUUAAAGUAGCUGCUGCAUCGUUUAAGGUGGACCUAAGAAGUCGAAUAAGAAGCUGGCGAAUACGAAACCCGCCUCAGCCUCAUGAGGAACAGAACACCCAACUUCUGGCGACCUGUCCAGGGUGUAUCCUGCCUUCCGACCGAUGACCGCUGGGAUGGGCUCCAGCACCCCCCGCGACCCUGAGGGAGAAGCGGCUUAGAAAAUGGAUGGAAUUGAAAAUGGAUCAGUUUCAAAGAAUUCUGACCACAGUCGCUAAUGUUAUCGGGUCGUCAAAACCCUUUUAUAACCAGUUUUGGAGCUGUCUUGGCUAAAACUGAGACGAGGAGUCAUUUCCAGCGGCAGGAGUCGCGAGUCGGAGUCGACUCCAGGAAACUCGGCACCGCUUGUCCGGCCAGGGAUAAAAUAUGGAUAAACAGCCGUAUCAACGCAAACAUAGAAAAUAACCCCACUUGACUCGUAUGAGUAAUAUUGUAAUGGCUUUAUAAAUGUGUUCAGGCCAGUGUUUCUUCGACUGAAGUCUCAUUAACAGUACUGUUGGCGCAUAUCGCGGGCGAGAGAUCAGGCAGCGGUGUGAACGACUCUCCCUGCGCCGACGGACCCCACUCAGACAGGCAGAGUGGAGCUGUGGUGUGAAGUGUGAGGUUUAGACCAGAUUCCGGAGUUUUAGUCUGAUUUUGUCAGAUAUCCCGUUUUGUGACCAGCAUGUCGGCGCUUCUGGAGAAGCCUCAGAUUAUCGCUCACGUCCAGAAGAGUCUGAACUACACGGUGUUCGACUGCAGGUGGAUCCCCUGCAGCGCCAAGUUUGUGUGUUUGGGUAACUUCGCGAGAGGAACCGGAGUCCUGCAGAUCUACGAGAUUCAGCACGGAGACGCCCAGCUGGUGAAAGAGAUAGAGAAACCCAAGCCAAUAAAAUGUGGAACGUUUGGAGCUACAUCUCUCCAGCAGAGGCAUUUGGCCACAGGCGACUUUGGUGGCAAUCUUCACGUGUGGAAUCUGGAAGCGCCAGAGGUGCCGGUGUACUCGGUGAAAGCCCAUAAAGAAAUAGUAAACUGCAUUGAUGGAGUUGGAGGGUUGGGUAUCGGAGGUGGCGCUCCAGAAAUUGUUACCGGAAGCCGAGACGGGACAGUGAAGGUGUGGGACCCAAGGCAAAAAGACACGCCUGUGGCAAACAUGGAGCCAGCUGAAGGGGAAUCCAAGAGAGACUGUUGGACAGUUGCCUUUGGCCACGCUUUCAAUGAUCAGGACCGCUGUGUGUGUGCUGGUUAUGACAACGGUGAUGUCAAGCUGUUUGACCUCCGAAAUAUGUCUGUGCGAUGGGAGAACAACAUUAAAAAUGGCGUGUGCAGUGUUGAAUUCGACAGGAAGGAUAUCAGUAUGAACAAACUCGUGGCGACAUCUUUAGAGGGCAAUUUCCAUGUCUUUGACAUGAGAACUCAGCACCCGACCAAAGGCUUUGCAUCUGUUUCAGAAAAGGCCCAUAAAUCUACAGUAUGGCAAGUGAGGCAUUUGCCUCAAAACCGAGACGUCUUCAUGACAGCAGGCGGAGCGGGCAGCUUGUAUUUAUGGAAAUAUGAGUAUCCAGCCAAGAGGAGUGAAAAAGAUGGAGAUGGGGUGGACGGAGGAGUGGCUGGGACACUUAACCUUCUGCAGAACGUCAACCUGUCCACGCAACCCAUCGCCAGUCUGGACUGGAGUCCAGACAAGCAGGGCCUGUGUGUGUGUUCUUCCUUCGACCAGUCUGUGCGAGUCCUUAUCGUCACCAAGCUGAACAGAGUCUGAGCAAAAAGCCUGUGAAACCUGUAUGAAGUUACUCUGUUUUUUCCACUCAAAAUGAAUCCACUUAAUAUGCAAACAGACUCCAAGCCUCAGUUUAGAGACGUAUUGUGUCUCUAUUCUUUCAAACUGUUUUCUGCUAUUGUUAUAGAAUUAUUAAAUGAUGUUUUACACAGUAAUGACGUUGCAUGGUAAGUUUUUCUUCAGUCACACACAGAAUUCUCAAUUUUUACUUUUUCUAUUUGUUUUGAAUUUCUGAUACUUUCCCCACACACAUGCUGAGAUAUGGCAUAUGUGAAAGUUUGGGCACCCCUGGUCAAAUUAUGUUUUGUGAAAAUAAGUGAACACAUCCUGUACAGAGAACACACUUCUACACAAUUACGGCUUAUUUACUGAUUAUUUUGCAUAUUGGGGAAAAAUACAAGUUUUUGCAUAUUGUUUUAUAAUGUGAUGAUAAAAUCAGCAAAUAGAAAUAGUGAACUAACA
Messenger RNA from Pygocentrus nattereri (red-bellied piranha), 2837 nucleotides. RefSeq names its product WD repeat domain 92 (gene dnaaf10). Lineage: Eukaryota; Metazoa; Chordata; Actinopteri; Characiformes; Serrasalmidae. The record is from RefSeq and is a predicted model, not a curated record. The coding region runs from base 1281 to 2357 and encodes 358 amino acids. The transcript has 8 exons. Gene Ontology annotation, molecular function: ubiquitin binding.